Echinostoma caproni is the source of this 411-nucleotide messenger RNA. Lineage: Eukaryota; Metazoa; Platyhelminthes; Trematoda; Plagiorchiida; Echinostomatidae. The record is from the annotation of a GenBank genome assembly.
AUGGAGUCCGUGGCCAGCAUCUUCCGAGUCGUGGCAAAGAAUACAUGUGGAUUACUGUGGUCCAUUCUUCAACAAGUAUUACGCAUUGGUGAUCGUCGAUUCCUAUUCCCGUUGGCCAUAAGUCGUCACCUUGGUACGCUUCGGUACUAUCUAGUACCCCGAUUCGCCAAUAAACGUCUACGACUCCCACGAGCGUUUUUGUCUACUUCGGGCAACGAGACACUAGGAGGUCGCGCGCAUAUUGAGACUCGUAAGAAGACUUCCCGGCAGGCCGUCAACACCGAUACUGAAGAGGCUACUGAGGGACAAGGUGGUGGUUCAUGUUGCGCUCCACCAUCUGCUAUCAGCUAUCCAGCACGGGUUCGUGAGGAAGAGAUCGUGUAUCGCGAAUCUACUGGUGGUUUUAAAUGA